GGAUUUAUGAAUUAAAUAAAUAUGGAUAAAACUACAACUAUCAGGUUAGUAUGAAUACUUCGAUUUUAUUGUUUAUUUUCAUUCAAUAAUAAAACACUGUCUUGAGCAGUAAUAAAAAUAGUGAAAAUCAUGUGUUUCGAUCAUUAUUUUUCAGAUCAAAAAAGCUGCCGUUUUCUUCUUCCGAAAGAGAGCUGCUGAUUGUAGAACGGCCUAUUAUUGAAGACAAGCAUACCUAUUAUUAUCCUCUCUAAAAUAUCGAGUUGAAUAAGCAGGCCUGGGAAAAUCUAACAGUGACUUACAAUUCUCAACCAUAUUUAUGUUUCACAAAGGCUCACACAUCAACUGAAAACCUGCUGGAAUAAUUUAAAGACCCAAAGAAAGAAAGAACUUUCUCAGGAAUCAAUCAAACGUUCUCAAUACCCACUAGUAUCAAGAAAUUAAGAUUAGUAGUAGCAAGAAUGAAGAUUAAGACAGAAACAAGAAUCAAACGCACCACAUUGAAUAAUAUACAACAAGACCAGGCUUCAGGUUGCGUCAACUCGGCGGGCCUGUCGGGCAACCCGUAACCCCCCAACGGAGGGGGGCCGGGGGCCCCGGCUACGGAAGUCGGGGCCAAGACAAGGAAAAGUCUUUAAAACCCUCAAACGCCAAGGUCUGGGGGGGGCCGAGGAGCAGUGUCGGGUAUUAUUAGCUCGACACGGUCGGUGGAGUAUCACCGGCCGUUACCCCUACCGGGAGUGAGGGGGGGCAGCUGCGCCCGCAAGCAGUUUGAAAAAAAUGAAUAGUGUCAAAACGGAUAAAACUACCCGGGCGGGUCCCAGCCAUGCUGGGGAAUCCCGUGGCCGCUCACAAGGCGGUCGGCCCUGUGUAUACGGGGGGGGCAACACUAUUCCGCGGUCUCGACCGCGCCACGACGACAAAUGCAAACCCACAACGGACUCGAAUUCGCUCUACGAUACGGAACAUGACGAACAGGAGGUGGAGGCCUGUGCCCCGAAGGUACACGCCGAAACCAGCGACCACAGCAAGAAUAUGACGGACUCUGAACUGGGGUCGGAGGCUUCUGCAACCUCUGCGUUGCCGGAUAAGAAGGUUCGACCCAAACCAACACGCAAGCGCCGGAAAGAGAUUGCCUCUCUGCAUGAGAACUCUUCUCUUUCGGAGGAGGAAGUGGCCCCAGCGCCUAAAUUCAGCACUGCCCGCCGCGGUAAGAAGGCCGGCAGUGGCCAGCGGGCGGACUAUUAUAGGAGAGUGGAGGAGCUGGAGGAGCUCGACUUUAAUGCCGACCUCGAUAGGAGGGCCAAGGCUAGUCUGGUCCGCCGAGAAAGGAGUCGGGCGGGUUCAAUCCCGCCGAACCUUGAAGAUCCCAAGUCCAAGGUGGACUAUGAGAGGCUGGACCUGGAGCAGCUGAGGGCUCGCGGGGGACUGUUCGUCUCCGAGAUCGCCCGCGUCUCUCAGGCAUCCGGACGUUUACAGGGUCCUCUGAAAGGAGCCCUCAACAGGUCAGCGGAUAACCUCGCCGGCAUCCUCGACCAGCUGGCAGCCCGCUCCGAGACGGAGGAAAACCGCGGGCUGAGGAUCGACAACGCCAACUUGAGGCGAGAAAUGGAGUCUCCAUGUGGAGAUCCGCGCCCUUAAGCGCGAGAUGGCGGAGCUGACUGCCAAUGUCGGCAAAAGGAAUGUGAUGCCCCCGCCGGCGGUCCCGUCAACUCACGAGGACUACAUGGAGGCCCAGACCCACGAGGACGAGAUGGAGGCCCAGGCUCCCGCGAGAGACCCCCUCCCCCAGGGCGCAUUAUGCGCCCAAUCUAUAG
Ostrinia nubilalis (European corn borer) is the source of this 1814-nucleotide messenger RNA. RefSeq lists its product as uncharacterized. Lineage: Eukaryota; Metazoa; Arthropoda; Insecta; Lepidoptera; Crambidae. The record is from RefSeq and is a predicted model, not a curated record. The transcript is spliced from 2 exons. Bases 778 to 1638 code for a protein of 286 amino acids.